GUGUGUGUUGCUGAUCACGCCCAUGCGGUCUCUCUACACGCACUGUGUAAGUUCUGAACCACUACAAGUUCCAUCUGGAAGGCGAUUGAACAGCGAACCACCCUCGUAGCCUCACCGUCAUGGGCAGACACACGGAGAUGUUCGAACUUGUCGGAGGGAAGCGGAGAGGAGGGGAACUAGGUGGCUACGGGGACUACCCGGGAGAGGAGUCGCCCGCCUCCCGCCGCUACAGCCCGCUGUUAUGCCUGCUGGCAAUAUGUGUCAUCAUCGUCAUCGUUGCCGUCGCCGUCGGCGUGCAUUACGGAGUAGCGCGGCAGAGAAAACUCGAUGAGGAUGCUGUGAAGGAUGCGGAGGAGGCUGCGAGGGAUGCUGCAGUGCCGCCGGCCGAUCGCUUGAACUGCAUCCCUGAAGGGGAGGUCACCGAGUCCGAGUGCGAGGCGAAAGGUUGCGUCUGGUCGCCAGGCAACGCAUCCAGCCCGCGAUGUCACCUGGCGGCGGGUAGCGGCUACACGGUGCAGAGUGCGGAAGAGACAGAGGAGGGCUUCAGGGUGUUUCUUCAGCUGCCCGCUAGGCGGCGUGAGAAGCGGUCGGCGGCUCGCGGGUUUUAUUCGACGGCGGUGGAGCUACUUGUUUUUGAGGCACGUGACAUAGACAACAACAUUGUGCGGUUCAAGACAUUUAUCAAAGAUAAACACAUAGAUAAACACAUCUCACGGGUGGGAAAACGAGAUACGAACCCGGAACCCAUCACCGCCUAA
Molecule: messenger RNA, 758 nt
Organism: Priapulus caudatus
Lineage: Eukaryota; Metazoa; Priapulida; Priapulimorpha; Priapulimorphida; Priapulidae
Product: sucrase-isomaltase, intestinal-like
Exons: 3
Coding region: 120-758 (212 amino acids)
Source: RefSeq, a predicted model, not a curated record